AUGUUGACCGAAACGGGUCUAACCGUGUUCAUUACCGUUAUUAUGGUGGUUACUGGAGCGUGUAAUACGUUAAUUGCCAAGUAAGUAAAAAGAUGAGACUUAUAUAUAUUAUAUUUAUAAAUAACUUUUUUUAAAUUAAAGUAAAUUGUGACUGUUCAUUGGCAAGAGUAAGGCUAGGCCUAGCUGGUAUGCUAGGAUAAGGAAGGGCUCGAAAUUGUGAAUGGGGGGGGUUUAAAAAAGGUCGAUUUGAGUGGAAUAGGUUAGGAAAGACUGCGGGUUAAGAGUGGCGUAAGAAAAGAUAGAGUAAGGUAGAAUAUAGUAACGCUGGGUUCAAUAGGGUAGGUCAAACACUUCAAGUAGUCUAGGGUAGAAUAAAGGAUGGUUCAGAAUGGUAAAGAAGGAUAGGGUAGGUAAAAAGGCCAACUUGGGUAGGGUAAAGUAAGGUAGGGUAGUUUAAAGUAGGGUAGGGCAGGUAGGGCAGAGCAGAGUAGGGUACGGUACGACAGAAUAGAUUAGAGGACAGUACGAUAAAGUAAACAGCAACUAUGAUUUAACAUCUACUUUCAGAUGGACAGACGGUCUAAAAGCUUUAGGCCAACCGUUUGAGCACCCAUUUUUUCAAGCCAAUUGUAUGUUUGUUGGUGAAGUUGGAUGUCUGGUUGUAUUUACUAUAAUAUACAUGUAUCAAAAGUACAAAGAUUGUGCUCCAGUUUUGGUAAAGUUCAAUCCAUUUUUGUUUGCACUACCGGCUAUUUGUGACAUCACUGGGACUUCAAUACAGUACAUUGGACUGAACUUGACUACUGCCAGCAGCUAUCAAAUGCUUAGGGGUGGGUUUUGAAUAGAAUUUUUAAAUUUUUAGCUGUUUUAAAUUUUGAAAAUUUUUAUUUUUUAAAUUUUUUUGAAAUUUAAUUUUUUUUUAAUUUAAAAAAUUUUUUUCGAAAUUUUUAAAAUUUUUUACAGGCUCAGUAAUAAUAUUUACCGGCCUCCUAUCAAUGCUAUGCCUAAAAAUGCAGCUAGCCGGCUUCCGAUGGCUAGGCAUGAUUCUAGUCACUCUAGGCUUAACAGUAGUGGGCCUAUGUGACAUGUUAGAGAGUAAUACCAAGCCCAAUGGAGAUGAGAUCAUCUUUGGAGAUAUCCUGAUAGUAGGCUCUCAGAUACUGCACGCAGUACAAAUGGUACUGGAACAGUCGAUUCUACAAAAGUACGAUGUUCCACCAUUGUUGGCUGUGGGCUUGGAAGGAACGUUUGGAAUGAUAAUAUUGAGUUCUUUGUUAGUACCAAUGUACUACAUUCAAGUACCAAAGACCUUUUCACAUAACCCAGAGCAUCGAAUGGAGGAUGUGUUUUUUGCCUUUAGGCAGAUUGGAGAACAACCACUCAUUGCGUUUGGUCUGGCUGCUAUGAUUGUGAGGUAAGGGACUAAUAACAGAAGAGGCAACAGUAAACUAAAGUUAGCAGGUGAAUAGGGUUUGGGUAGGGUAAAAUGAAGGUAAGGCUAAAACAUUAAGCGGUUAGAGGCUAGUUAAAGAAAAAACAAGAAAGGAUGCAAUAGAACGGAGUAAGGUAAAGCAGGGUAGGGUUAAAGUACGGGGAGGAAGGGCACGCUAAAGCAAAGCCAAGGUUAGUAUAAUAAGGUGUUAGGGGCAAUAACAUUAUAUAUGCAUUAGAUUAAGGUUACAAAUAUGAUUAAAGUCAAGCACGAGAAAAGCUACAGGAUAAGAGUAAGAUAGAGAAAUGUGGUACAUUAAAGUUAUAAUAGGUAAGGUAAGAGUAGGGUAUGUGGCUCGGGUAGAUAAGAGGUAAAGAGUGAGUUAGGGCAAGAUAGCAUAGGUUAAGGUAAGGUAAAGAAGUGUAGAAUACAGUGAGGCAUGGUGGCAUAAAAAAGGAUGGAGUGGGAUAGGGUGGGAGUGAAGUAGAAGAUGAUAAGAUAGAGUAAGGUAAGGUAGGGUAGAGUAGGGUAGGGUAGGGUAGGGUAGGGUAGGGUAGGGUAGGGUAGGGUAGGGUAGGGUAGGGUAGGGUAGGGUCGGGUAGGGUAGGAUAGAGUUGUCAUACAACGUUUUGAAAACUUUGAUUUUAGUAUUGCCUUCUUCAACUUCUCAGCCGUAACGACUACAAAACGUCUUAGCGCUACAAGUCGAAUGGUGUUAGACUCAGUACGAACACUAAUCAUUUGGAUGGUCUCUAUACCUCUAUUUGGAGAGAAGUUUAUUCCAUUACAAGUAAGGGUCUAACGUCAUAUCAAAAGCGACUUUAUGGUAAUGUAUGACGGUAACAUAAUUUCCUACGGUAACACAGUUACAGCUAUUUACUUAUCGUACUAUAACGGGUACUUUGACAUACUAUAGUGCAUUUGCAGCACAUUAAACAAGAUAAUAUGUAAAUUAGUAUUAGAACUGAUCUCCGUAUUUUACCCUAUUUUUUAGAUCCUGGGCUUCUUAUCUUUGAUACUGGGAAUGUUUGUGUACAAUGAUGUAUUUAUUGGUCCAAAGAUUCGUCAAAAGAUAUUGCCAAGACUCCACGAAACUCCAACUUCAGUCUUUUGUGCUCACUUUUGGGGCGCCCGAGUUGUUCAUGAUGACGAGGAAUUGCUGUUUAAUGAUGAGGAAGCGGCUUAG
Messenger RNA from Bursaphelenchus okinawaensis, 2618 nucleotides. NCBI's taxonomy places the organism in Eukaryota, Metazoa, Nematoda, Chromadorea, Rhabditida, Aphelenchoididae. The record is from the annotation of a GenBank genome assembly.